UAAGAUAAUAAGCAAAUAACAGGUAUGUAAAGAGAGACAGUGAUUUGAAAUUAAGAAGGAGAGAUUAAAGAUGACGUGGGGGGGAUUCAAAAAAUUUACAACGAAAUAAAAUUUCUUGGUUCUAGUCUUUUUUUUUUAUUCUUUGUUUAAUUAAUACAACAAUGGCACAAGUUCCUCGUAACUUUCGUUUAUUAGAAGAGUUGGAAAAAGGAGAAAAGGGUUUAGGUGAUGGUUCUUGUAGUUAUGGUUUAGCUGAUGACGAUCGUUUAAUGCAUAAGUGGCAUGCCACUAUUCUCGGUGCUCCUCACUCUGUUCAUGAAAACCGUAUCUAUAGUCUCACCAUCUUUUGCAGUGACCAAUAUCCUACUCAACCUCCUGUCCUUCAGUUUGUUUCAAGGAUUAACUUGCCCAGUGUCAACCCUCAGAACGGAAAGGUUGAUCCCAAUCGUUUACCCUGUCUCUCUCACUGGAGAAGCAAUUACACACUGGAAACUGUCUUGACCGAAUUAAGAAGAGAGAUGGCCACCACAGGUAGAAAGUUACCUCAACCUGCUGAAGGCUCAACUUUUUAAAGAAACAAAAACAAAUAAAUAAAAAUAUCGGAGUUGUUUGCGCAUUACAGUUUUCCUUUCAAAGUUUGCGUUCUGACUUUCGUGGGACAUGAGUGAUAUCAUGGUUACCGCCUAGUUACCGCCUAGUUACCGCCUAGUUACCCGCUCUAUGCUAGAAACCUUACCGUCUUGUUUAAUGUGCGUCUUUAGGAAAAAAAGGGGAUGAGUGACCUGAAGGGAAG
Mucor mucedo is the source of this 793-nucleotide messenger RNA. Its product is annotated as ubiquitin-conjugating enzyme/RWD-like protein. The record is from RefSeq and is a predicted model, not a curated record. Gene Ontology annotation, cellular component: nucleus. Gene Ontology annotation, biological process: DNA damage tolerance; protein K63-linked ubiquitination. Lineage: Eukaryota; Fungi; Mucoromycota; Mucoromycetes; Mucorales; Mucoraceae. Bases 162 to 572 code for a protein of 136 amino acids. The transcript is spliced from 6 exons.